CGCAGCCCGGCCGCCGCCGCGCCGCGCGGGAGCGGACGUGACGUCAUCCCCCGGAAGCGGUUGCCGGGCCGUGGCGGAAGCGGGGCGGGGCUCGGUCUCUUUGGUGCGGGCGGCCGGAGAAGAUGACGAAGGGUACCUCGUCAUUUGGUAAGCGGCGAAAUAAGACGCACACAUUGUGUCGUCGAUGUGGAUCCAAGGCGUACCAUCUGCAGAAAUCUACCUGUGGGAAAUGUGGUUACCCUGCUAAGCGUAAGAGAAAGUAUAACUGGAGCGCAAAGGCUAAAAGACGCAACACCACUGGUACUGGUCGCAUGAGGCACCUGAAAAAGGUCUACCGUCGAUUCAGGAAUGGAUUCCGUGAGGGAACUACACCGAAGCCCAAGAGAGCAGCUGUUGCGGCCUCCAGUUCAUCAUAAAGGCUCAUCUGUUUGUUAAAAUAAAUGGUCUUACCCAGGA
This is a messenger RNA of Falco peregrinus (peregrine falcon), 456 nucleotides long. RefSeq names its product ribosomal protein L37 (gene RPL37). The transcript has 4 exons. The record is from RefSeq and is a predicted model, not a curated record. Gene Ontology annotation, molecular function: RNA binding; structural constituent of ribosome. Lineage: Eukaryota; Metazoa; Chordata; Aves; Falconiformes; Falconidae. Gene Ontology annotation, biological process: translation. Gene Ontology annotation, cellular component: cytosolic large ribosomal subunit; ribosome. Bases 123 to 416 code for a protein of 97 amino acids.